Molecule: messenger RNA, 4072 nt
Organism: Micropterus dolomieu (smallmouth bass)
Lineage: Eukaryota; Metazoa; Chordata; Actinopteri; Centrarchiformes; Centrarchidae
Product: phosphatidylinositol 4-phosphate 5-kinase type-1 gamma-like
Exons: 18
Coding region: 183-2624 (813 amino acids)
Biological process (GO): phosphatidylinositol metabolic process
Molecular function (GO): phosphatidylinositol kinase activity
Source: RefSeq, a predicted model, not a curated record
CGUGGCGCUGUGUUUGCCUAUAUUCAGCAACAAACACACAGUGAUGUUGUUAUGUAGUCAGUAAUUGUAACAGGAAAUAUUGAAGAAGGUGAAAUGACGGGGUUUGUACAUUCUUUCGAAGCGCAUACCGCUUCACCGUGUUGUCACUGACGAAGGAUACGGCUGCGCGUCGUCGUCGGGAGAUGGACGGGAGGACUGCGGAUGACAGGAGGACGAGUGAGGAAGCGGUCGACGGCCUCUGUCUCCAGCUUGACCUGGGGGACGCCGAUUCAGCCAAGAAGGCUCAGAUAACAGAGAUGCCGUCCCCAUUUGGAGUUGGCCAAGCCCAUGAGAAAAAGAUUGGCCACAGGAGAGUAGAUGCCUCUGGAGAGACGACAUACAAGAAGACCACCUCCUCUGCCUUGCAAGGGGCCAUCCAGCUGGGUAUUGGAUAUACUGUUGGCAACCUCAGCUCCAAGCCUGAGAGAGAUGUGCUGAUGCAGGACUUCUAUGUGGUGGAAAGCAUCUUCUUUCCCAGUGAAGGCAGUAACCUCACUCCGGCACACCACUUCCCAGACUUUAGGUUUAAAACCUACGCCCCUGUGGCCUUCCGCUACUUCCGAGAGCUAUUUGGGAUCCGACCAGAUGACUACCUGUAUUCUCUAUGUAAUGAGCCACUGAUUGAGUUGACAAAUCCAGGAGCUAGUGGCUCCAUAUUCUACGUAACCCGCGAUGACGAGUUCAUCAUCAAAACUGUUAUGCAUAAAGAGGCAGAGUUUCUACAGAAACUCCUUCCUGGAUAUUAUAUGAACUUGAACCAGAACCCCCGGACUUUGCUGCCAAAGUUUUUUGGCCUUUACUGCGUGCAGUGUGGGGGCAAGAACAUCCGAGUUGUUGUGAUGAACAACAUUUUACCACGCUCUGAACGCAUGCACCUCAAGUUUGAUCUGAAGGGCUCCACAUAUAAGAGGCGAGCAUCCAAGAAAGAAAGAGAGAAGUCCAAACCCACUUUUAAAGACCUGGACUUUCUGAAUGACGUUCCUGACGGCCUCACUCUGGACCAGGACACAUACAGCGCUCUGGUCAAAACUCUGCAGAGAGACUGCCUGGUUCUGGAAAGUUUUAAGAUUAUGGACUACAGUUUGCUGCUGGGGGUGCACAACAAGACCCAAGCGGAGCGGGACCGCCAGUCCCAGGGCUCGCCUGCAGGAGGCGGGGAUGAAAAGAAGCGUGCAGCUCAGAGAGCCUUGUAUUCAACUGCCAUGGAGUCUAUACAGGGAGGCUCCACAUGUAGGGACACGCUGGACCAUGAUGACACUAUGGGUGGUAUUCCAGCUGUGGGUGCUAAAGGAGAGCGCCUCCUGCUGUUCAUUGGAAUUAUUGAUAUCCUGCAGUCCUACAGAAUGAUCAAGAAACUUGAGCACUCUUGGAAGUCUCUCAUCCAUGACGGGGACACAGUGUCAGUUCACAGACCUGGUUUCUAUGCUGAGAGAUUCUACAAAUUCUGUAGCACCAUUGUCUUCAGGAAGAGCUGCUCACUGCGAUCGUCUCCAUCUAAGAGAGGACGAGGGGCUCUUUCCAUGUCCAAGUCCAGUGCUGGAACAGGUUCAGCUGGGCAGCGUCCCUCACUGACUGAAGACAAGCAGGAAAACCAGGACAACUUGGAGAACCUACAAGGAGCUCCCAGCUUCCCCAUGCUGGAGAACAAUGGGAGAGAGCCACCCUGCACCCCCCCUUCCUUUGAAGAUGCUACCACAGCUUCUAUCGCUACCACGCUGUCCUCUAACAACUCCUUACCCACCACUCCCUUCGAUACACCAGAGCACCCACGCUACAGGAGACAAAUGCAUUCCCCAAGUUUGGCCAGGUUACAGAAAGUUGAGGUUCAUGGGGAAAAGCAGGACACCAUAACAGUGGAGGUGGAGCUCAGUAAAAUCCCAAAGAGCACGGAGCUCACAGAGUUGACAGAAAUGACCUUCCCCAGCCAUCUGUCUCCUGAUCACCAGCCCCGUGUCAUCGCUUCAUCCACCCCUCUCUCUGUUAGUCCAUCCUCUGCAUAUUCCUCCUCCACUCUUCCUCCGUCUUUUGUGUCUUCCUCCUCCGCUGCACAAUCAGCGGGCCACUCGUCCUCCACACUUGCUUCGUCCAUCCGUCCGUCCACGAAACCGCUCACCUCUCCCGCAGCUGCUCAGUCUUCCACUCUUUCUUCUCCAGCCUCUCGUUCAGCCGCGCAACCCACACUUCUCACUUCAGCUCCAAACACCUCCGCCCUCUCUCCUGCCUCUGCGUUCACUCCCAUCUGCCCUGCAUCUCCUCACUCCUCCACAGAGAGCUCCUCUCACCGUCUGCCCUCGACCCCUCCCUCCUCCCACCCUCCAAGCCCCCAGGUGCCUCAGCCACGUACAUCGUGCAAUCAGCUUUCUGUGUCCAGCAGCCACAACUCAUUGGAAGGGGAGGUGCCAGUGUCUGACAUCUACUUUUAUGCAGAUGGCAGAUAUUGGGUGUACUCUCCGGUUCUUGGCCGUCGUAAGCUAAACUCUAGCUCAAGUUACAAUCAGACUCAGGAGGAUCGGGGCUGGGUGUACUCUCCUCUGCACUACGGCUCAGAAUCCAGAAGGGGCUCAGAUGGGGAGAGUGAGACAUAACAGAUGGGUGGAGCCAGAGGCCAAAUACAGAAGCUGUGAGGUUUUGAUAAAACAGCCACCAGGACACUGCUUGCCCAAGCUGCAUGUGAAAGCUUGCUUCGCCAGCAGAGACUAUUGGAAUGAACUCAUAGAAGCAUUCAAGUAUACAACAGCACAACCAUGCAUAUACUCACAUACAUUUAAAUGAACAUACAGAUAUACAACUAUCAAAAUAUUAUGCAACGAAAAUCAAGAAGCAUCAAUUCCUGAACAAUCUGACUGUCAUCAAGCAGAGAAAUGAACUUAAAUCAUAUGGUACAAUCAGCUGAGUGGCACUGUGAAUGAUUUUGGUGGCUGUUAAGUCAGGUAUAGCAGUCCUGCUGCCUGCUGUUUUUAGUUUUUUAGUGUUCACGAGUCACGCGGCACUGUGUCAGCUCUGGCUAUGCAAUAUGGGCAUACAUGUUAUUGAUUUCUCUGUUUGACUAAUGCAUAACUACUUCAGAGAGAGUUUAUGCAUUUAUUUUUCACUAGGAGAAUGUUAAAGCUGUAUAUGAUUUUAUUUUUAGCACUUUAUCAAUGUACAUGUGGCUGAGGUCAUUUGAAAUCAUAUAUUUUGUUCUUAUGUGUCAUCAGUUGCAAAGUUUCAAAACACUCACAUAAACACACAGUUCAAUAUUUUUUUUUGUGCUGAGUAUGCACAGUGUUCAGUUUUAACAGUGGUGUGGUCCACUUUAGAAACGUUGAUCUGACAAUGAAUGGUUGUGUUCAAAAUGCCUUAUUGACAAACUCAUUUUCAUAACAGUUUUUGAUAUUUCGGUCACAUGUAGGCCUAAUCGUUAAAAAAAAUAUAUAUAAAAUAUAAAUAUACAGAACAUUUUAUUGUGUGAGUAAAUACCAAAUCUUUGAAGCAGAUAUAGAAAUCAUGCAUUAACACCUUUUCAGAAUUUACAACCAACACAUCAAGACAAAACAAAAGGAAAAAAAAAUCUAAUGAUCUUUUGUAAAUUGUAGAUAAACCGUGUGUGUAAAGCACAUGCAUAUAAGUCUGUACUCGCCCUCAUGUCUCAGUGUGUGCAUGUUGUUUGCAUGCAGAUUGAUGUGUGAUUGGGAGAAAUGUAGUUGUGAGACUCUUCUGUUCUGCCUAUUUGUCAAAAGGUGUAACUUCUGUUUAUUGUUAUAAGCCAUGAACGUCUGAACCAGCUAUAAGCAUGUUGGCUGUGUGAGAAAAGUGACCCCCAGUCUUUAAAGAAACUGGACUAACCAUAAAUGACCAAAUUAAACAAACUGAGCUGAACUGAAAUCUAUUUUCUGAACAGUUUAGUCAGAAAAUAAAUCUGCUGUUGCCACCUUCCUUCCUCCAUACGUGGUGAUGCUUGUUGCAAUAUGAUUGACCAUUAUGAGACUUCCUGACUGUGUCGAUAAGCACUGCUAUAACAGAUUACUGUAUUAUUUGAAUCAGCUGAAGCUAA